This is a messenger RNA of Gossypium raimondii (Peruvian cotton), 3378 nucleotides long. RefSeq names its product respiratory burst oxidase homolog protein A. Gene Ontology annotation, molecular function: NAD(P)H oxidase H2O2-forming activity; peroxidase activity; calcium ion binding. The transcript is spliced from 14 exons. Gene Ontology annotation, cellular component: plasma membrane. Bases 96 to 2861 code for a protein of 921 amino acids. NCBI's taxonomy places the organism in Eukaryota, Viridiplantae, Streptophyta, Magnoliopsida, Malvales, Malvaceae. The record is from RefSeq and is a predicted model, not a curated record.
UCCCCUGGCGUUUCCUCUCCCUCCCUUUAUAUAUAUUCAAUCAACUCAUUUUUCUUCUUACUUUAAAUCAACGGUAUAUAUUGCUUAUUGGAUCAAUGAAAGGCGCUUCUUUUCCGACACACCAUAGGCAAUGGGCCUCAGACACCGUUCCCGCCACCUUCAGUUCAACGUCCUCGCCUGGGACUGAGGAGUUCGUGGAGGUCACUCUCGAUCUCCAAGACGAUGACACCAUCAUCCUCCGCAACAUGGAGCUGGCCUCCACUGCCAUCACCGUCGAUGAUGGAGCCUAUACUUCGGCAUCCACUUCACGAUCCCCGACCAUCAGGAAGAGCUCCUCCAAUACAUUGAGACAAUUUUCACAAGGACGAAAAGUCGAAGCCGUUGCUAAAGCCAAGCAGUUCUCGCAAGAGUUGAAAGCCGAGCUACGCAAGUUAUCAUGGGGACACGGACACGCAGCUCUGACUCUACCUGGAUCCGACUCUGCUACAGCGGCUCGAGCUUUAAGAAAGCAGCGAGCUCAACUCGACCGGAUUCGCUCCGGCGCUCAAAAAGCUCUUCGCGGAUUAAGAUUCAUAACCAACAAUGAAGCCAAUGCAUGGGAAGAAGUUGAAAACAAUUUCAACAAACUCGCUAAACACGGCUCUCUCUUUCGCUCCGAUUUCGCACAAUGCAUAGGAAUGAAGGACUCGAAGGAAUUUGCGCAGGAGAUGUUCGACGCAUUGAGUAGACGGAGGAGAUUAAAAGUUGAAAAAAUUAGCAAAGAUGAGCUUUACGAGUAUUGGUCUCAAAUCACUGACCAAAGUUUUGAUUCUCGCCUCCAGAUCUUCUUCGACAUGGUGGACAAAAAUGAAGAUGGUAGGAUCACUGAGGCUGAAGUAAAAGAGAUUCUGACGCUAAGUGCUUCGGCAAACAAGCUAUCGAGAUUGAAAGAGCAGGCGGAGGAAUAUGCAGCUCUGAUCAUGGAAGAGUUGGACCAUGAAAGAUUUGGAUAUAUCGAGCUAUGGCAAUUGGAGACACUUCUCUUGCAAAAGGACGCCUACCAGAGCUAUAGUCAAGCCCUAAGCUACACAAGCCAAGCCCUUAGCCAAAACUUACAAGGACUAACAAAUAAGAGCAGAGUCAGGAGAAUGAUUAAGAAACUUUUAUACUAUUUAGAAGAAAACUGGAAGAGGCUAUGGGUGGUGUCAUUAUGGAUUAUGAUUAUGAUAGGGCUCUUUACUUGGAAGUUCUUUCAAUACAAACAAAAGAAUUCUUUUCAGGUUAUGGGUUACUGUCUCCUCACAGCCAAGGGAGCAGCUGAGACCCUCAAGUUUAACAUGGCACUUAUCCUCUUACCCGUCUGCAGAAACACCAUUACUUGGCUCAGGUCCACCAAGCUGGGUCUUUUCCUGCCUUUUGACGACAAUAUCAACUUUCACAAGACAAUAGCUGCAGCCAUUGCUAUUGGAGUCAUUCUCCAUGCUGGUAACCAUCUUGCCUGUGAUUUUCCUAUGCUUAUCAAGUCCUCUAGUGAUCACUAUGAUCUACUAAUCAAUGACUUUGGAAGUCAUAAACCAACCUACUUAGACCUGGUAAAAGGGGCUGAAGGAGUGACUGGAAUUUUAAUGAUUAUCUGCAUGGCAAUUGCAUUUAUACUGGCAACAAGAUGGUUUAGGCGGAACCUGAUUAAGCUGCCCAAGCCCUUUGAUAGAAUCACUGGUUUCAAUGCUUUCUGGUACUCACAUCACCUGUUUAUCGUUGUCUACAUCUUGCUUGUCAUCCAUGGCGUAUUUCUUUAUCUUGUGCACGUAUGGUACCGUAAGACGACUUGGAUGUACCUAGCUGUUCCAAUUUUGUUGUAUGCUGGAGAAAGGACACUUAGAUUUUUCCGUUCUGGUUUCUAUACUGUCCGGCUUUCGAAGGUUGCAAUUUAUCCGGGAGGUGUUCUCGCACUACUAAUGUCUAAGCCGCCUCAAAUUCGGUACAAAAGUGGACAGUACAUGUUUGUCCAAUGCCCUGCUGUCUCUCCCUUUGAGUGGCAUCCAUUUUCCAUCACGUCUGCUCCUGGUGAUGACUACCUUAGUGUUCAUAUCCGCCAGCUAGGUGACUGGACGCAAGAGCUCAAACGGCUAUUCUCAGAGGUUUGUGAACCUCCUGUGUCUGGGAAAAGUGGGCUUCUCAGGGCUGAUGACACAACUAAGAAAGGCUUGCCAAAGCUCUUAAUAGAUGGGCCGUAUGGUGCCCCGGCACAAGAUUAUUGGAAGUAUGAUGUCCUAUUACUUGUGGGCCUUGGAAUUGGUGCAACACCAUUCAUUAGCAUCCUAAAAGAUCUGCUUCACAACAUUGUGAAAAUGGAGGAGCAGGCAGAUUUGGUGUCAGAUUCCAGUAGGACAUCAGAGCUGAGAAGUGGGAGCAAUGAUUCAGGCACUCCCAACAGAGUUCCACCAAAACGAAAGAAAACACUUAAGACGACCAAUGCUUACUUUUAUUGGGUAACCAGGGAGCAAGGCUCAUUUGAUUGGUUCAAAGGAGUCAUGAAUGAAGUUGCAGAACUUGAUCAAAGGGGUGUCAUUGAAAUGCACAACUAUUUGACUAGCGUGUACGAGGAAGGAGAUGCACGAUCAGCAUUCAUCACCAUGGUCCAAGCACUAAAUCAAGCCAAGAAUGGAGUUGACAUCGUUUCCGGCACGAGGGUGCGGACUCAUUUUGCAAGGCCUAAAUGGAAGAAAGUUCUCUCUAAGCUAAGUUCCAAGCACUGCAACGCGAGGAUAGGAGUGUUUUACUGCGGGUUACCCGUUUUGGCUAAACAACUCAGCAAACUCUGCUAUGAGUUCAACCAAAAAGGUUCCACUAAAUUUGAAUUCCAUAAGGAGCAUUUCUAACACUAUUAUCAUCCUUCACCAUUCAUAGUCCUAAUAAAUUGCAAUAAUAAGGCAAGACACUCAUCAAAUAGAAAAAAGAGAGAAAAAGAAAAGAUUAAAUAUAUAUAUUUUUUUAGGUAUAUCUUUAAUACCAAAAAGACAAAAAAAAAAGUUUACUGUGGUUUUGGAAAAUGGGUUGGACCUCUUCAUUUCCAAGAAUAGCCUUGUAGAAUAUCCCUGCUGAGCUGAUAGAAGAUUUCAAGCUGAAGGCUACUACAUAUUAAAUGAUGAGUUCUUUCCAUUAAGGAUUAGAUUGUAAAUUAUGUUCACCCGUUUUGGUAAUUUUGUCUUAAUACAUAUUCCAAAGAAGAUUUAUUAUUAUUAUUUAAAUUGUCUUGUAUAUGUAAAGAGUAUGCUACAAUAUGGUAUAAUCUCGAUCGUUUUCUCUUCAUAUAUUUCCAUUUCCCAUCAAAUAAUAAGGGAAUUUCAUAACUCAUGUAAAAUUCAUCAUUUGCAUAAUACAUAUUCGCUUCAACUA